ACGUAUCCACGAAACUGUCGAGAUACACUGCAGUCCCCGCCAUCGAGCGCUGGAGGCGUACAUUACAUGUAUCUGCACGAUCUGCGCCCGUGGUGACAUCACCCUACGCUGUGGAUGGAGCUUGUCCCAGUUUCCUGGCAGCAUGGCGCGCACGAAGAGCCACGAGGUGGGUUUCUCUUAUAAUGUCUCCGCAUGUGUCAGUCCGUCUUCCCUGUAUAGGGUCUGCUGCUCCAGUUACAGGUAUCGUUGUAUAUGAGAAGGGAAGUCCGACGGAAUGGUCAACAAGCUACAGAAACGCAACCCAUCGACCGAACGAGUGCCCACAGACGGGAGCGACACCGACACCAUGCAGGCCAAGAGAGAGAGGAGCCGCCUCAGUGGGAUAUUUGGCAGGAAAAAGGACAAGACUUCUUCAAGUCCACAGUCUACGAAUGCUUCGUCGGAUCUGUUAGCGCCAAGUAGCACGACUGCCACGAACCCGUCUGCAGACCUGACGGCACCGAAUACCAACACGAGUGCCAACUACGAAACUGGCAAUAGCUCCAGUACGGUACCGACCGCUGUGUCGCCCAUGAGCGGGCCUGUACACGAUUCCGCAUAUGCCAGUAGCGAUGCUCCAUCCAACUCGCGAUCAGAGAAGUCGAACAACAUCGUACCCCUCCACAAUGAGGGGCAAAUCGAGGGCGUGAACAAAGAUCGAAACUUGGCUGUGAAUAAGACCACUGGAGCUGUGCUGGAUGAGGAUACGGGAGAAGUAGUCUCCACUGUGACGACCACAACUACCACGACGACUACCACCACACUCGUGCGCGGAAAGGAUGGAAAGAAAGAGAUCAAGACAGAAGUCAACACCCUGCCUGCCGGAUCCUCUACCACUGCUGCGGCCGCACCACCGUCAGAACGAAGUGGGAGUAGACCACGAGAAGCCAGUGUGGUAUCAGAGAUGCCAGCGAAUCCAGCACCCACACGAUCAAGCACAGAUGUGCCGCCUGCACUUCCAUCCUCGACGACUGCCACUCGGGCGAACACCCCUCCCGCACCGACUCCUCUACAGAUCUCAAAACAGAGCCUGCCCCCCAUUGCUCCAAAUCUGCCAACCAGGAGCCCGAAGCGGUUGUCACGAGAGUUCGAUCGUCCACCUCUCGAGACUGUGGAGCCCUUGCCAUCGAGUCCUGUCACUGGCGCUACCUCUGGAGUGACCCCCUCUCACCCAAGCAGACCGCUCGCUCCCUCUCCUGCGCCAGCUGCGCCAGCGAGUGCACCUCCUGCCCCUCCGUUCUUGCAAGAUGCGCAAAGGCAUAGUCCUAGCAGCGGAUGGAAGGCAUGGGCACAAGGUCAGCAGCAGAGUGGCACCCAAGGAGAAGCUCAACAAGGCACACCAGCGCCCUUUCCACCUCCUCCACGCUCUCCAUCCGCCGCCCCAUCGUAUCCACACGGGCCAGAAGACUACCCCAACUACACCACUUCCUCAUCAGCGGGGCCAGCCAAUGCAUCACAUCUCGCACCCAAUGCAGCAAUGCUUCAUCCUGCCGGAAACCCACAUGAUAGUUAUGGCUACACUCCGGGCCCACCUUCGUCCUAUGGCGGCCUCUCCACCAUCGAAAGCAUGUCCGAAGAAUCCUCCAUCGCGCCCAGCGCGAGUGCCAGCCAAGCACCAUCUGCAGCUCCUUCCGCUGCCGCCACCACUUCCACACUGGGUAGUUUGCGAGCAGCGGCAAAAGGAAUUCACGGCGUCGGCGAAACUCUCCGAGGAACACUCAACAACGAAAUCGACACGCGAUUCCCUCGCAAAAACGCCGAAAAGGCGGCGAUUGCAAAUGCCAAGAAUCAAGCUGCUCUCGAGCGUGGAAAAGGUGAAAUGGCGGGUUUGCAACCUUGGGAGAAUGUUUCGAGAUUUGGUGGUGGUGGUGGUGGUGCAGAUGGUUCUGGUGCUUCUGCUUCUUCUUCUUCUCUGGGAAGAUGGGGUUGGAGAACAAGAGAACAUAGUAUUCCGAGAAAACCUGUACCGUGAAACAUGAAAAGUACCUACGACGGUGGUGGUGGAUGGGAGAUAGGUAUGGAAAGAUGUUUUGGGUUUUGUUUCCUCUGUGAUGAUGAUGAUGAUGAUGAUGAUGAUGAUGAUGGGACAUGAUGAAGGGACAUGAUCAAACGAUAAUAACUAUCUACUCUACAUGAUCUGUAUGUAUGUACAUGUACAUGAAAAGAGAAACGAAUUGGAGUAUCAGGAAAGGUCCAUCAUGGGAUGAAGAUACAAGUGAAGAUAUUCAACCUCAAAUUCA
This is a messenger RNA of Sphaerulina musiva SO2202, 2279 nucleotides long. RefSeq lists its product as uncharacterized. The record is from RefSeq and is a predicted model, not a curated record. Bases 275 to 2011 code for a protein of 578 amino acids. The transcript is spliced from 2 exons. Lineage: Eukaryota; Fungi; Ascomycota; Dothideomycetes; Mycosphaerellales; Mycosphaerellaceae.